AUGGCAACGCACCCGCAUAUGACAACCCAUGAAGCCAUUGAUUUUCUAAGAGAGGACUUUGACCUUACUGCACACCCAAAGAUGGUGUAUAGAGCUGUGAAGGAGGCAAGGGAUAGGAUGAUGGGUAACGAAAGGCAACAGUAUGGCAAAUUGAGGGAUUACUUAUUAGAGAUACAUAGAAGUAAGCCUGGAUCUUCUGCAUUGCUAGACCUGAUCCCCCAGCCUCAAGCAGCCCCUAUGUUUGACAAGUUAUAUGUUUGUUUUGAGGCAUGCAAACAGGGAUUCAAAAGUGGCUGCAGACCAUUGAUCCACCUAGAUGGAGCAUUUCUUAAAACAUACCAUGGGGGACAACUACUUUCUGCCAUUGCACAGGAUGCCAACAACCAGUUUUACAUGGUUGCAUACGCAGUUGCAAGAUCCGAGAACAAAGAAUCUUGGAAGUGGUUCCUAACAUGCUUACAGGAGGAUAUUGGUGAUGUAGGAAACCACGGUUGGAAUUUUAUGUCGGAUCAACAGAAGGGACUGCUACCUGCACUGAAGGAGGUAAUGCCUGGUGCACAUGUUAGAAACUGCGUGAUGCAUAUGUGGAAAAAUUUUAUAAACCGAUUCAAGGAUCUGCAUAUAAGAGAAAUUGUGUGGGAAUGUGCUAGAUGCACAACCAUAUCAGAGUUCAAGGCAACCAUGGAAAGACUCAAAGUUGUAAACAAGGAUGCUUGGGCCUAUCUCAUGAAAUUUGAACCUGCUACCUGGGUUAGAGCAUACUUUAGCCAUGGUCCCAAGGUCGACAACCUAACAAACAACAUGUGCGAGUCGUUUAACGCAAAGGUGGUGAAGUACAGAAGCAAGCCCAUACUUACAAUGUGCGAGGAGUUACGGUGCUACGUGAUGCGGCGAAUGGUUCAACACAAGAAACUUCUGGGGACUCAUGAGGGAAAACUGGCACCAGUGCAGGAGAAAAGGCUACAAAGGCUUAUCAAACCAAGCAACAAAUGGACAACAAAUUGGAUUGGUGAUAAUGAGCGCAAACGGUUUGAAGUCACUCACAAGGGAUCCAAAGUUGAUGUGGAUCUGAUCAAACACAGCUGCUCGUGUAACAAAUGGCAACUCACAGGGAUGCCGUGCAUUCAUGCUAUAGCAGCAAUCAGAAAACGGCAUGAUAAUCCCGAUGAUUAUGUUCAUCCAUGGCUAUGUAUGGAAUCCAUUAGAAAGACAUACGAGCACUUCAUCCAGCCGGUAACGAGUGAGGAAUACUGGACAAGAUCUGAGUUUACUAAGCCUGCUCCACCUGUGUUAAAAAGGCCAAUUGGACGUCCCAAGGUGCAUAACAGACAGAAAGACCCAGCUGAGGCUGUCAUUGAUGGGGACAAAUUGAAGAGGAGUUUCUAUGUCACAUGUAGCAAGUGUGGUGAGAGGAGACACAACUACAAGACAUGCAAAGGGGCCCCAUCCAACCCAAACUGGAAGCCAAAGACAAAAAAACCAAAAACAAAGGCCAAGGACUCUCAAUCACUUGUGGUUCUACCUUUGUCACAGUCAGCCCCCGAGAAAGAGAUUAUCGAAGACAGUCCCCCUGCUGCUACGAAUCCUCAUCAUGUUGAACAAAAUUCUGCUAAUGAGUCUGUUGCUAAUGAGGGUAAUUCCAAUGCAAACACUGCAUCGAUGAAUGAGCAAGUAUUUGGUCCCUCAGUAGCAGCAGUUCAGACACAAUCAGUGCCUCCAAAAGCACCAUUCAAGCCCCCAGCCCAGUCUACAUCACGCCCGGCACGAGGUACAUUCAGGCCUAAGCAACCAUUUAGGAGGAAGACUGUGACAUAUAAACACUCGCAGCCUGUACCACCUGUCCAGAGUGAGCAGCAUCUCCCCUCUCCACAACAACCAACUGCAUCAGGAGCAUCUCCACAGACUUUGGCUGCAGCAGGCAAAGCAACCCAAGGGCUGUUUAAGUUCAUCCCCACUCCAGGACUAGACAAGCCAAGUAGUUAA
This is a messenger RNA of Arachis duranensis, 1983 nucleotides long. RefSeq lists its product as uncharacterized. Gene Ontology annotation, biological process: DNA transposition. The coding region runs from base 1 to 1983 and encodes 660 amino acids. The transcript has 5 exons. The record is from RefSeq and is a predicted model, not a curated record. Gene Ontology annotation, molecular function: transposase activity; zinc ion binding; DNA binding. Lineage: Eukaryota; Viridiplantae; Streptophyta; Magnoliopsida; Fabales; Fabaceae.